UUUGUGUAGGCUUAUUUCCGAGCUGUAAUUAGGUCACCUGAGGAUGUAGUAAAAUAUACUAUGUCCGGUUUUCAGUGUACUGCUUAAGAAUUGUAUUAGCUGCUCCGCGGAGGGAUCUAUCAGUGGCGCUUAGCUCAACCGUGGAGGGCGAUUUGAAUGCCUUGUUGCUACACAAAGUUUUUAAGAAUAUUUGUUAGUUUUUUCGACCGUAUAUGAAUAUACAUUUAGGAGAUUUUACAUAGGUUUUAAGUUGGACGCUUAAGAUGUCUACAUAUCAGGCAGUCACUAAAGUCCCAGUGGGGGGUCAGGAGAGCAUGUCUCCCGCACAGGAAGACGCUCCUGCUGUUAUGAAUGAAAUCUCGACUCCCUUAAACUUUUCUGAGCUCACGCCACGUCAGUUCGGCAUCUCUGUGGAGAGUUUUAUUCCAUCCUCAUCAAACUGUAAAGACAAAUCCCGCCUCGCACAGAUAAAGACCCGGCGGAGAUCCAAUGUCGGCGCCCGGGGCUCGCCGGAGACAAAUUCCCUCAUCCGCUUCAGGGCCCAGCAGAGGACGAAGACCCCGCCCGCCUCACACACCCCAGAGGCUGUCCCCCGGGUCGCCUCCACGCUGAGGCAAAAGAUGGCCUCCUUCCAGAUCCUGAUGGACGUGGCGGAGAGCGACGGCUGCGAUCCGACCCCAGCGCCGGGCGGCAACGCCGCAGGAGGCAUCUCCACCAGAGAAUGUCCGUCUGAUGGGCUCAGCUGUAGUGAAGAGAAAGAGAACAACCCACCAGCUGCAGGCAGCAAACCCAGGCGGCCGGCCCCCCUGGACGGCUGCAGCGUGGAGAUUAGAGAGGGGAAUUUCUCUGGCCAUCACUCUAGUUUGAAGGAACAGGAGGACGCUUCCUGUAAACACCAAAGCUCAGGCCGACCUCCCUCUGACGACCCCUCAGCCGUUUCAGACUCCCAUCCCCUCCACAUCCCCUCUCUUCCUACUCUACUAGAGAUGAAAUCCCCAGUAAAUGCGGACGGGGCACUUGCAGUGAAGAAGAAGCAGGUGCGCUUCGGGGGUCCUUUAUCUCCCGAGCUCUUCGAUAAGAACUUGCCCCCCAGCACUCCGUUAAAGAAGGGGGGCACCCCAGCACUCCCGGCCACUCCCGGCGGGGGCCUGCAGCCGCGCUCGGUGCUGAAGACACCGCAGAGGAGCGACUCAGAAGACCAGCUGGAGCUUCUCAGCCUCGCUGGGUUUGGUGCUUCUCCCACGUUCUCAAUGCCUGGCAAACACAGAGUGGCGCAGGAGAGAGAGGACGGCGAGGACAGAAAGAUUUUUUUCCCGGCCAUGGAGGAGAUGGACUCGGCUGUGUCGAGUGAAGCAGAUUGUCCUUUUAAUGCUCAGCCGUUAAAUUUAAACAUGGCUUUCCACGAGGAGUCGCUCUCUCAACAUCUGCGAGAAUCCGCCUCGGAACCGAACCGAACCUCUCAGGCAGAUCAGUCAGAGGCUGAGGAGAAUCAACUUGACGGCGACGCUGAAAGUCUGACUCCGAUCCAGUCCACAAACAGAAUCAGAGCAAAGAACAAAGAGUCGUCUGAAAGCGAGCCUCGAGCUCGGCCCGGCAAGCGAAAGAGAAAGGCCAACUGUCUGUUCCUCCAGCAGCCAGAGGACUGCGAACCCCGGAAGAGGUCGACACGAUCUGCUGCCAAGUCGGCCUGCAGGAAGAUGAAGGCCUGUGCACAGGUGGCCCCCUCAGCCGCCUGCCGCUGGAAUAAGAAGGUAGAUUACUCUCUGUACGGCUCACGCGCGUACGCUUCCAAGAACCCCACCCUGAGUCCCAUCACAGAGAGGCUGUCCUUCAUCCAGCGGUCUUCAGCUGGACAGCAGACCUUUGAGAGCCCCACAGCCACACAAGGAUAUGUCAUCAACCUUCAAAUGCCAAAUGUUACUCUACAUAGAGAGGAUUGCACAGAGGGAAACUUUACCAUUAAAUCUGUCAGCCUUCCUAGCUGUAGUCCAGGGAGGGACAACAGGCAGCCGAGGAUUACAGCCAAGACAGGACGGAAGAAGAGAAAGGUCAGUGUUGCUGACUGCGAGGUGCUUCAGGAGGAAAUCACAGAGCAGCAAUUAGAAGUUGACGUUUCACAGGGAACUCCGUCGAUGCUCGCCAAGAGUGAGCAACGUGAAGCCGACCCUGAGGAGCCCUCUGUUGAUAUUCUCUGCACCGACUCAAGCAAAUCGGAAAACGACGCAAGUAUGUUGACACCAACUUCCAGCUACGCUCCUAUAGAUGAAGACUCCAGCGAAGCAGAAACAGCAAAUAAACAAGCUAAACGAGGCAGAAGGAGCUCAGCCCUGCUGGAACCACAUCAGGCAGGGGAGCACCAACCCGACUGCGAGGGGAAUGGGAAUCAGGAGGAGGAAGGGGGACCCAAUGUGGACCUCCCCCCUUGGCAGGCUGAUUUUAAUUUUGAGGACGUUUUCAAACCUGUUGCCACCAGAGGGCAGCGCACGGUACGCCGCAGUCUGAGGAACCAGGCGAACUCCGAGCACAGCAGCACCGGACUCACCUGGGUGCCUCACACCUCCCCCGAGUCAAUUAAAGAGACUCGCAGAAGGACGCGCCACAGGCGGCUCAGCUCGGCGCUGCCUGUCCAACCGGCUCUGCCCGAGGAGACGCAGGACUCCUCAUCGAGUCAGCCGACACCAGGGAAGCUAUAAUUUCUACGACUCCGAUCCGUUUGUCUUGAAUCAAGUCGAUUUCUCUAAGGAGACUGAUUGUUGUACAUUAGUUGGAAAGCAUCGACAGUUUUGUUCCUUGUGAAUUAUUUGAUCUGGCUUCAGUUUCCCUCGAGUAAUGAAGUCGGUCAAUACACUAAGAGCCCAAUGAUCUCUGCUGACCGCCUCCUGAUCAAUAUCACCCACUCAGCUGGUAAUCACAGUGCAUCUUCAGACCCCCCUCUGUCCCACUCUGAAGUCACUGGAUCAAGCAUCUUCUAGUCAAUACCGACUCUGUGGACAGAUAAAGAUGACUUUACUGCUAAUAUGUGGGAUCUGUGAUUUUAUUUCUUUUAAACUGUAUUGCUCAAAUGUGAAACUGCUUCUUUUUUUUUUUAAAUCAUCUUUUGCUCUUGAUCCAGAAAGUGUCCAUAUGUAAAACAGUCCAGCUGCUUCUCUCCAUCUGUGUGUUCACAUCCAGUUCCAGUAAAGCAGUGUUUCCUCUCA
Molecule: messenger RNA, 3197 nt
Organism: Xiphophorus maculatus (southern platyfish)
Lineage: Eukaryota; Metazoa; Chordata; Actinopteri; Cyprinodontiformes; Poeciliidae
Gene: cdca2
Product: cell division cycle-associated protein 2-like
Exons: 14
Coding region: 264-2693 (809 amino acids)
Biological process (GO): regulation of mitotic nuclear division; regulation of chromosome segregation
Cellular component (GO): chromosome; nucleus
Source: RefSeq, a predicted model, not a curated record